Messenger RNA from Alligator mississippiensis (American alligator), 1223 nucleotides. RefSeq names its product chromosome 12 C3orf18 homolog (gene C12H3orf18). The coding region runs from base 395 to 865 and encodes 156 amino acids. The transcript has 6 exons. The record is from RefSeq and is a predicted model, not a curated record. NCBI's taxonomy places the organism in Eukaryota, Metazoa, Chordata, Crocodylia, Alligatoridae.
CUUCGGAGCCUUGGCCUAGGCUACUCUCCCAGUCUGAGACGGACGACUGGAACCAGGAGGGGAAUCGACUCCUCAUCUGGGAGGAAUUAAGACUGACUGGACCCAGGGCACUGAUCCAGGCUUGUUGCAGAUGGCACCUGUUUCUCUGCAGCCUCAGGAUGAACUGCCCUGAUCCUCUGGUUGGGACCAGCUGGACUCCAGUAUGGCCUAAUUACAGGAAGAAGCCAGGAAGUUUUCCAUGAAGGAGGUCCAUCACAGAAAAUGCUACAGAGUAACUUUCACAUGAGUUUCCUUGAUAGUAGAAGAGACAGUAUGCUUUUUAACUGAAACUGAAGAGUCUUAAGUAGGUGGAGACAACAGUUCAGUGCAAGAGGAGGUGGGACUUUUGUCCAGGAUGAGUUACAGCACAUCCUCAGUGCAUAAUUUGUACCACAGCAGCACUACCACCUCUGAACCUGAUCCAGGGACAACUGUGGAUGGGACUGUGCCAGAAACUGCUACCAUAAGCCCUGAGACCACCAGCUUUAACAGCACCAAAAUUCCUGAUGUGGCCAGCAGUGGGCCUGGCAUGGGCACAAUGCUGCUGUCAUUUGGAAUCAUUACAGUGAUUGGGUUGGCUGUAGCUAUGGUUCUGUACAUCAGGAAGAGAAAGAGGUUAGAGAAGCUGCGGCACCAACUCAUGCCCAUGUACAACUUUGACCCCACGGAAGAACAGGAUGAGCUGGAGCAAGAGCUACUGGAGCACGGGCGAGAUGCUGCAUCUUUGCAGGCCUCACAGAGCAAGAUUCUUCUGACAAACCAAGGAGCCCUCCAGAGACCCAGCCGUCUUGUGUUUACAGAUGUUGCUAAUGCCAUCAAUGCAUGAACAAUAAUGGCCCCUGCUUUGGAAUUGUGCUGAGAUUGGACAGGAUAUAGCCAAAGAACCAACCAAUUAAGAACUUACUACAAGUAUGGGUGACAUCACUGAGCCCAGCUGAUUGCCCUAUUGGUUUGUGUUGCACCUGGGGAGAAAGUGCAGGGCACUGAACCCACUUCAGGAAGCAAGUACUUGAUGGUGGCUGCAGCAGUUGUUGAUGCAUCCGUUGCCCCUUGAAAGUCCUGAACUGCCAUGCCCAGAUUUCAGGGGUGAUGGCAGUAGGCACUCUCUAAGUUGUGUGCUAAUGGAAAUGCAAACGUUCAGAGAUGGAUUGGUCUCUGAACAAAUAAAUUUGAAAUGAAUACAG